UUCUCACUGUGUCUGUUUACUACUUGAGUGUUUGGGAUAGCCAUGAAAUUGACAGUGCUGCCCAGGUCCACCUCCUUCCUGCUCUUUUUGCUGCUACUGGUGGAGCUUCCUCUCUUAUCGAUGUCUCGUCCCGCCCCGACGCACAAAGAUGGUCUGACAAGGCUGCUUCAACAGAUGCACCGGCUGCUGACUCUAGUGCAGGGAGUGCUGAGCAACCUUGACACUCAUCUGCCAUUUGAGCAUAAACUGCAUUCCCUGCCUAUUAUACACUUCAGGCCUCAAGACUUAGCAACAGUAGAGAUGAAUACUACACUGACACAGCUUUCAUCAGGCCUCCAUUCGUUCAAGUUGCACUUUGACUGGCUGCUACACUGGGAGGACCAGGCAGGUUUGGAGACACAUAAAUCCAAAGAAAUUGAUCAUCAAAUCCAGAAUAUCAACAACCUGCUUCACAAACAGAUGCCAGAGCUGCCUCUUCCAAACACCACUCUUAACCUGCCACCUCCCAGCUCUGCCUGGGACAUGUUCCAGACGUCUGCAGUAGUGCACAGAAGACUACUGCUGUUCUGUGACUGGUAUCUCAGAGCUCUUCGAGUUCUCAAGCUCCAGGCAAAACAAACACAAAGGCAAUAGUUGAUGGAAUCACACCUAACCUCUCACCCUGUCUCAGUGCUGUACAAAAAGAAGAUGGCAACAUGGCAAAUGAUUCCUGUUUGCCUUAAAAAAGUGUUGCCAUGGUAUAAUUUAGGAUUUCCAUCGGUCCAUCAUGUACUGGACCAAACCAUUUUAAUUAACUGAAAGAGUUCAGUUAUUUUAUUGAUCAUUAAUUUAUUGAUGUUUUAACUUAUUUAUUUAUUUUGGAAUAUUUUGGACUAUUUAUUAAAGUGAAUGCUGUUUACAAAUAGGAAGUAUUUUUAUACAUAUAGUGAAUAAAUAAAUGUGUACAUUUCAGGGUGUUUCUUAAAUGCAGACCUUUUUAUCUGUGGUAGCAAGAAUAAUGAAGACAAAGAUAGAGAUUAGUUUUAAUCCUUUAUCUUGACUCAUACAAGCCUGAAAGUGGCUGAAAGUGUAAUUACACACUUAGCAGUUUGCACAUGUUUGAAUGCAGUCCCUGUAGUAACAAGCCUUGGAGUGUAAAAUGAGGAAUAUUGACCAAAGUUAAAUAGUUAACUAUUAUUUAUUUCACUUGUUUUUACUUGGUAUUUAUCUGAUAUUUAGUUAUUUUAUUUGUUGUACUGUCCAGUGUAAUCAGGUAUUUUAAGGUUUCUUUCUAUUAAAUUCAUACUUACAAUGGCAGUAAGUAAGGCUGUUAAUUUAGCUAUAGUAAGUCAUUUUUAACUAAUAUAUUUUAUUUCCAUUAUUAUUGUUUUCUCAUUUAUUUUAUUAUUGUACAAUGUAGAAAAAGAUAACUUCAAACAAAAAACAUAAAAAAGCAUAAAAUCAACCAAUAAAAUCACAAUGUGGUCACAAAAACAACAAUGUAACCUCAGGUCACAGAAUCAAAAGUAUUUGUUUAAGGUCAAGGAGUUUGUAUUGAAGAGAUAUUUGGCUGUUGGUGCUGCAUCAUGUGCUUUUCUAUUCAAAUUCUAUUUUUUUUAAUAAUCCACUGAGCCGUGUUCAUCACUUUAUCUUACUCUGACUUAAUAGUGGCAUUACUCAGAUCAUACAGACCUGAGGAAGUGUAGGAAACCGUUUAUCAGCCUUAGUGUUAAUGUUCAUGUGGACCUUAUUGCAGACAAUGCACUGAUUGUCUGCAUUGUCUGCAUUGUUGAUUUUUGUAAAAUUGUUAAAUGAAAUUAUUAUGUUACGUUUCUAUCGUCUUAUUACUUAUUAAUUAACUUAAACUUGUAGUUAAAUGUUUUUAUAGGUUGCAGUUAUGUAGUAGGAUUACU
Messenger RNA from Astyanax mexicanus (Mexican tetra), 1892 nucleotides. RefSeq names its product interleukin 11b (gene il11b). Gene Ontology annotation, biological process: positive regulation of MAPK cascade; positive regulation of cell population proliferation. Gene Ontology annotation, cellular component: cytoplasm. The record is from RefSeq and is a predicted model, not a curated record. NCBI's taxonomy places the organism in Eukaryota, Metazoa, Chordata, Actinopteri, Characiformes, Acestrorhamphidae. Bases 43 to 633 code for a protein of 196 amino acids. The transcript has 5 exons. Gene Ontology annotation, molecular function: growth factor activity; cytokine activity.